CUCUUAAUCCUUUGGUGAAACUCUACGACACAAGAUGGCUGCGAAUAAGCCCAAGGGUCAGAAUUCCUUGGCCUUACACAAAGUCAUCAUGGUGGGCAGUGGUGGUGUGGGCAAGUCUGCCCUGACUCUGCAGUUCAUGUAUGAUGAGGUAAGUGCUAAUGAUGUCAAUUUGUUAUUUAAACAUGGAGACGUAAUAUUAAUAUUUCUUUCUCAUUUUCUCUUAUCUAGGGAGCAGAUUUUAAGAGUAAAAGAAGAUGAGAAUGUCCCAUUUCUACUGGUUGGUAACAAAUCAGAUUUAGAAGAUAAAAGGCAGGUUUCAGUAGAAGAGGCAAAAAACAGAGCCGACCAGUGGAAUGUUAACUAUGUGGAAACAUCUGCUAAAACACGAGCGAAUGUUGACAAGGUAUUUUUUGAUUUAAUGAGGGAAAUUCGAGCCAGAAAGAUGGAAGACAGCAAAGAAAAGAAUGGAAAAAAGAAGAGGAAAAGUUUAGCCAAGAGAAUCAGAGAAAGAUGCUGCAUUUUAUAAUCAAAGCCCAAACUCCUUUCUUAUCUUGACCAUACUAAUAAAUAUAAUUUAUAAGCAUUGCCAUUGAAGGCUCAAUUGACUGAAAUUACUUUAACAUUUUGGAAAUUGUUAUGUAUCACUAAAAGCAUGAAUUGGAACUGCACUGAAAGUCAAAUUCACUUAAAAAAAGAAAUUAAUGUGGCUUCACCAAGAAGCGAAGUUCAGCUUAUUUCAUAAUUGCCUACAUUUAUUACGGUCCUGAAUGUAGCGUGUGAGCUUGUGUCUCUCGGGCUGUCUUUCUUGAACUGUUAAAUAAAGAAGCGAGAUGGGGGUGGGGAAUGGGAGGAAAGGCUACUUCCUCUGGUGUUUAUUAUAAAGCUUAAAUUUUAUAUCAUUUUAAAA
Galeopterus variegatus (Sunda flying lemur) is the source of this 907-nucleotide messenger RNA. RefSeq names its product ras-related protein Ral-A-like. Gene Ontology annotation, biological process: regulation of exocytosis; Ras protein signal transduction. Gene Ontology annotation, cellular component: plasma membrane. The record is from RefSeq and is a predicted model, not a curated record. The transcript is spliced from 3 exons. NCBI's taxonomy places the organism in Eukaryota, Metazoa, Chordata, Mammalia, Dermoptera, Cynocephalidae. Gene Ontology annotation, molecular function: GTPase activity; GTP binding; GDP binding. The coding region runs from base 35 to 526 and encodes 163 amino acids.